GCAGAAUGACAGUCUAUUGUUUUUUCUUGGCUGUGGUUUUCAAUGCUAGCUGUUUUAUAUACAGGUUUACAAUAUAAUAAACCAGUACCUAAUUAAUAAAAUUAUUUUAUAGGGAAUGAUUAUUCCAUUUGUAAAUACCAAAUAAUAGGGAGUGAUUUCAGAGUUAAUGUAAAAGUAGACAUUACGGUUUGUAAUAUAUUUAGUUCUCUAAAAUUUUCGUUUACUCACGUUGAAUAUGGCCGGUGGUAUUUAUUCUCGUUAAAGACUAUUUUUUACACACAGGAUUGGAUAGAAAAUUACAUUACAUUUGCUUUUUAGUGUGUGUUUAAAACAAGCAAUUACAGAAUGGCUAGUGUGUCUUAUCAAAUUGCAAAUCUUCUGGAGAAGAUGCAGUCUUCUGAUAAAGACUUUCGAUUUAUGGCUACAAACGAUUUAAUGACAGAACUUCAGAAGGAUAGUAUUAAGUUAGAUGAUGAUUCUGAACGUAAAGUUGUUAGAAUGCUACUUAAACUUCUUGAAGAUAAAAAUGGAGAAGUGCAGAAUUUAGCUGUUAAAUGUUUAGGUCCUUUGGUUAAUAAAGUCAAAGAAUAUCAAGUAGAAACUAUUGUAGAAGCUCUUUGUUCAAAUAUGAUUUCGGAUAAAGAACAAUUGAGAGAUAUAUCAAGCAUUGGACUUAAAACAGUUAUUUCUGAAUUACCUCAAGCUCCUGGUGGAUUAUCAAGCAACAUUUGUAAAAGAAUAACGGGACAUUUAACAACAGCAAUUGAAAGGGAAGAUGUCUCAGUACAGUUGGAAGCACUAGACAUAGUUGCAGAUUUAUUGUUUAGAUUUGGAAGUGUUUUGUCAUCAUUUCAUCUUACAUUAAUCAAUGCUCUUUUACCACAAUUAAGUUCAUCAAGACCAGCAGUUAGGAAACGUACUAUAGUAGCACUAAGUAACUUAGUUUUGUCUUGUAAUAUAUCUUUAUAUAACAAGCUUAUUGAUCAUCUACAUGAGGGGUUAUCCAAAACUGCUAGUACCACACAGACAAGAACAAAUAUUCAGUGCCUAGCUGCAGUUUGUCGACAGUCUGGUCAUAGGUUUGGAGAACAUAUUGAAAGGUUUGUGCCACUUCUAAUUGAAACAUUUAGCUAUGAAGAAGACGAUGAACUACGUGAGUUUUGUUUACAGGCUUUUGAAUCUUUUGUUCAAAGAUGUCCAAAAGAAAUUACUUGUCACAUAGGCAAUAUAACAAAACUUUGUGUAGAAUUUAUGACUUAUGAUCCAAAUUAUAAUUAUGAUGAGGAUGAUGAUGUACAAGAUAAAGGAAUGGAUACAGUUGAAGAAUAUGAUGAGGAUGAGGAAAAUGACGAAUAUAGCGACGAUGACGACAUGAGCUGGAAAGUUAGAAGGUCUGCUGCUAAAUGUUUGGAGUCUAUUAUUUCUACAAGGCAUGAGUUGUUAUCUGAAUUCUACAAAUAUCUUUCUCCUGCAUUAAUAAGUAGAUUUAAAGAAAGGGAAGAAAACGUUAAGUCCGAUAUAUUUCAUGCUUAUAUUGCCUUACUUAAACAGACGAGACCUAGCGUUUCUUUAAACGCAGAUCCAAAUUUGAUGGAACAAGAGGAAGCUCCUGCAUGUCUUCUACAGCAGCAAGUUCCACUCAUUGUUAAAGGAUUGCAGCAACAAAUGAAAGAAAAGAGUAUUAAAACUCGUCAAGAUUGUUUUCAACUACUCAAAGAACUGUGCAAUGUACUUCCUGGAGCCUUAACGAACCAUAUAGGCGAUUUAAUAUCUGGAAUUCAAUAUUCGUUAGGCGAGAAGAAUUCCAGCAGCAAUAUGAAAAUUGACGCUCUAGUAUUUAUUCAUUGCCUCUUAGUAACUCACCCUCCAGAAGUAUUUCAUCCACAUAUGGCAGUUCUAUUACCUCCUGUAAUUAACGCAGUUGGCGACAGUUUUUAUAAAAUAACCGCCGAAGCAUUACUAGUUUUACAAGAACUUGUAAAAGUGAUUCGCCCUAUUGGUACAUCAGUCACCUUCAAUUUUCGACCAUAUGCUCAUGAAAUUUACAAUUGUACACUUGUAAGAUUGCGCGCUUCUGAUAUAGAUCAGGAAGUAAAAGAGAGGGCUAUUUCUACCAUGGGUCAGAUAGUUUGUAAUUUGGGCGAUGUCUUACAAUACGAACUUCCCGUCUGUUUACCCAUUUUUCUAGAUCGACUGAGAAAUGAAAUCACUCGUCUUACGACUGUCAAGGCCUUAACUAAAAUUGCAAGGUCUGAUUUGAAAAUUGAUCUACCUAUAAUGAACGAAGCCGUUCCGAUUCUCGGUUCUUUUCUUCGGAAAAAUCAGCGAGCUUUGAAAUUAAGCACACUUUUGCUUUUGGAUUGCCUCAUAAAAAAUUAUCAUAAUUAUAUGUAUGUAGAUUUAUUACAGUAUGUGAUAACCGAACUGCCACCGUUAUUAGAUGAGUCGGAUCUUCAUAUUGCCCAGUGGACUUUAAUUAUUCUUAAAUCAAUAGCCAUUCGACAUCCCGGUGCUCUGCAAGAUAUAUCCAAAAAUAUACUACCACAGAUUAUGAAUCUAGUAAAAUCACCAUUACUUCAAGGAGCUGCUCUGGUUUCAUUGCUUGAGUUUUUCCAACAACUUGUUUUGUGUAAUCUCCCAGGCUUGGGUUUCAAAGAUCUUCUAGAGAUUAUGUUGGCCCCUGUCCAGAAUAUUCAAAAUAAUCAGGGAAACCUUCACAAGCAGGCUUUCUACUCUCUUGCCAAGUGUGUGGCAUCUAUUACAGUAAUUUGUCCACAAGAGGCUUUAUCUGUUGUAAAUCAUUUUAUUCAAGAGAUACAAAGUGCCCAAAGUGACUCUCAGAUGAUUUUUGCUUUACUUGUUAUUGGCGAAAUCGGUCGUAAAGUAGAUCUUACUUCUGUUUCAAAUUUGAAACACGUUAUUUUGCAAGCUUUCUCAGCAGUUUCUGAAGAAGUUAAGUCUGCUGCCAGUUAUGCUUUAGGCAGUAUUGCUAUUGGAAAUUUAAAACAGUUUCUUAUACCAUUUAUUCUUCAAGAAAUUGAUCAACAACCUAGAAGACAGUAUCUCUUACUACAUUCUCUUAAAGAGGUGAUAACAUGUUUAUCUGCAUCUGAAGAAGGCAUUCAGGAAAUAUUACCGUUUGUGCCUGCAAUUUGGCAGCAACUCUUCUGCCAUUGUGAGUGUAGCGAGGAGGGUACUCGUAAUGUUGUUGCUGAGUGUUUAGGAAAACUAACAUUGAUAGAUCCUGUUAAGUUAUUACCACAGUUACAAGUUUCGCUCGAAUCAUCCUCACCAUUAAUGCGUACUACUGUCGUAACUGCCGUUAAAUUUACUAUCUCUGAUCAGCCCCAAGCCAUCGAUCCUCUUUUACGUCAGUGUAUAGGACAAUUUGUUUUGAGUACUUUACAAGAUGAUGAUCUUAACGUCCGACGCGUUGCUUUGGUUGCAUUUAAUUCAGCAGCUCAUAACAAACCAUCAUUAAUACGAGAUCUUUUGGAUACAAUUUUACCGCAACUCUAUAGAGAAACAAAAAUUAAGAAAGAAUUAAUAAGAGAAGUUGAAAUGGGACCGUUUAAACAUACAGUUGAUGACGGUCUAGAUAUUAGAAAGGCUGCUUUUGAAUGUAUGUAUACCCUUCUUGACUCUUGUUUGGACAGGAUCGAUAUAUUCGAAUUUUUAAAUCACGUUGAAGGAGGACUCAAAGAUCAUUACGACAUUAAAAUGUUAACAUAUCUUAUGGUCACUCGACUUUCGCAAAUUUGCCCUGGUGCUGUUUUACAGAGAUUAGAAAGGCUGAUCGAACCAUUAAAGGUUACUUGUACAAUGAAAGUAAAAGCAAACUCGGUAAAACAAGAAUAUGAGAAACAAGACGAGCUGAAAAGGUCGGCUAUGAGAGCGGUAUCUGCUUUAUUGACAAUCGAUGAUGCCGGUAACUUAUCUGUGUUAAAACUUAUCAGCCUUUUCAGGUUUUUUUGUAUAAUUUAUUUUUUUUUAGAUAAAAAUCCGUCUCUCAACGAGUUUGUACAGCAGAUUAAAAAUUCUCCCGAUCUUUUAGCAAUUUUUGAAUCAGUUCAGAAAGAUUCCAGCAGUUCCCAUAAUGAGCAUUUCCCAAUGGAUCAGAGUUAAAAUUUAUCAGUUGUUUUGCGUGUGAAAAUUAUUCAUGUUCUUUGUUUAAUAACGGUGUAUUAAAACCUUACGAAAUAAAAAGUCGCAGUUCUUGGCAACUGUAUAAUGUGUUA
Messenger RNA from Agrilus planipennis (emerald ash borer), 4238 nucleotides. RefSeq names its product cullin-associated NEDD8-dissociated protein 1 (gene Cand1). The transcript is spliced from 14 exons. The record is from RefSeq and is a predicted model, not a curated record. Gene Ontology annotation, cellular component: nucleus. Gene Ontology annotation, biological process: protein ubiquitination; SCF complex assembly. Bases 346 to 4125 code for a protein of 1259 amino acids. Lineage: Eukaryota; Metazoa; Arthropoda; Insecta; Coleoptera; Buprestidae.